Messenger RNA from Bicyclus anynana (squinting bush brown), 5372 nucleotides. It is a transcript of the gene Ifrd1, whose product is annotated as interferon-related developmental regulator 1. Lineage: Eukaryota; Metazoa; Arthropoda; Insecta; Lepidoptera; Nymphalidae. The transcript has 10 exons. The coding region runs from base 1 to 1362 and encodes 453 amino acids. The record is from RefSeq and is a predicted model, not a curated record.
AUGAGAUCACGCGGCGACCUUGUGCUGCAGUUAACGUUCGCAUGUCACCACGUAUAUUUUGACGGGUUGUAUUUGCGAUCUACAUUGCUUCCAAUACAUAAAAAAGUUAUACAAAUUCGACCUUCAGAACAUAGAAGAACAGAGCAGCCUUAUUCUUCUGAUGAAGAUGCUGGCAUAGACAUGGCAUGCUCGGAGACAUCGGAGAGAUCAGACCAGCCAGAGGAUGAUAGUGAAAUCAAGCUAGAAGAAAAGGUUCUGGAGAUCAUAGACGCGUUGAGCGCUAGGGCCAACGCAGCGCGGGCCGCUGCACUGGUCGCGUUGAAGAAUUCACUCCAGAGGCGGUACCUGGCGCACUUGCUCUGCGGACAGAGGGUGACUCUGGCGGAGCACGUCACUAAAGCGCUGCGGAGAGGCAAGGAUGGCGAGAGAAGGGCGGCAGCCGCUGUCGCUCCGCUACUAGCUCUACAGAUCGGCGAGGAAGGCACAGAGGAGUUCAUGGACGAGGUGCGGCCAGCGCUCGCCGCGGCCGCCGUCGACAAGUCCGCCUCGCUCGACACGCGCACUGAGUGUUGCUCGUCGCUGGCGGUGCUGUGCUACCUGCUGGAGGAGGACCUGACCGAGAUACUGGAGGUCAUGCGCAUGUUCGAGACCAUAUUUAGCGGCAGCUACCUCAAGGGCGACGGCAGCGUGAAGGUGUCGGGCGCGGCGGUGGAGGAGGGCGCGUGGCACGCGGCGGCGCUGGACGGCUGGGCGCUGCUGCUGGCGCUCACGGAGCCCACGCACGCGCGCGCGCUGCUGGCCGAGCGCCCGCCCUCCUUCCGCCGGCUGGCCGAGCUGCUGGACGCCUGCAGCCUGGAGGUGCGCAUGGCGGCGGGCGGCGCGCUGGCGGUCGCCCACGAGCGCGCGUGCGGCGACGACGAGCGGUUCGCGUGGGCGGAGGACGAGCUGCUGCCACGGCUCGAGCAGCUGGCGCGCGACUCGCACAAGUUCCGCGCCAAGCGCGACCGCAAGCUGCAGCGCGCCACCUUCCGCGACAUCCUCAAGUACUUCGAGGAGGGCAGCGUGGAGGAGGAGCGCGUGCGCGUGGGCGGCGACACGGUGACGCUGUGCUCGUGGGCGACGCGCAGCGCGUACGGCGCGCUGGCCGCCGCGCUGGGCGCCGGGCUCGUGGCGCUGGCGCCGCACUGCGCGCCGCUGCGGCUGGCACUGCAGCUGUCGCCGCACCCCGCGCUCGACGUCAUCGCGCCGCAGGCCAAGCUCAACAAGUUGCAGCGGCACCUGCAGAACACGGCGGCGUGCAAGGCGCGCACGGUAGCGCGCAACAAGAGCCGCGACAAGCGCUCCGCGGCGCUGGCGCUGUGAGCGACGAGCGACGACCAUCGCCUCGACACUAGCGUGUGAUCUUGUAAGCUUCCAGUCCGCUCUGCCGUGCGAUUCCCUUAUCUUAGUUUUUACACUCGUCGACGAACUUUUCGCCCAUAACACGUCUUAUUUCGACACGAAGUAAAAGUUCUUUUUAAUCAGUUCACUUGACUUAAGGAGUAAGUUGGUGCGUUAAGAAAAUUGUUAUAGGGCGUUGCGUACUGCCAUCUACAGGCAUAGUGAUAGUGUUUGUUUUAAACUACCAAUAGAUGGCGUUCAUAGAGAACUUUGAAACAAUCCUUUUUUGUUCACUUCAAGAAUAUAGAUGGCGUUUUUUUUUUAAGUUUAACUUGAGUUGUGUGGUUUACAGCACACUUUUUUCUUCAUAUUUGAAUGUUUUUAUGAUACUAAAAUAAAAUAGUACGUAAUUGCCAUGGAAACGGACUUACUUCACAGCUCGAUCUUUACUCACUAUACUGAAGUUGCCUAAAUGCUUAUAACUGCUGCACAGCCAUACAACUCGUGUUCAAAGCGGACUAGAAGUGAUUAUGUAGCAUUUAACACAGACUCGUAUUUGGCAAGAUGUCGCAAAAAAUUUUAAAACAUUAAUUUAUUUUAAUUGUGUUCUUUCAAUCGAUGUUAUGAUCGAUUGUUUUAUAAUUCCGAUUAUACCUAUUGAAAUUUACCGAUUAAAAUAAUUUUGAAAAUUAUCCUAAUAUCAUCACAGACAGGAAAAUGUAUGUAGUUUUGUUUUGUAUUUAUUAUGUUAGACAAAUGGCGUCAUAAAUACAAGUCUGUGAUUUAAUUUUAUUUUAUUUCUAAAUUUCACCUAAUGCCACUAAGAUGUUUAUAAGUUGUUCACAUCAGAUGAAGUUUGCUGACCUAAUGUGAUACCAACGAGAUGUCUAGUGAGUGGAAAUAGACAAAUGUCAACGAAUAGGGGUUCAACCGGAGAUACCGUUAACUUCGUUGGGUGUUUACUUUCAUUUCGUUGGGACGAAAAAGACGGUACUGGGACAUCUCCGCUGCCAUUGAUCGACAUUUUAUCUAUUUCUCUGCUAAUCGUUGGUCGCAUGCUAGGCCUAUUGCAGGCCAAGCAUGCGUCAACUACAUAUCUCGUGAAGAGAAAAUUUUCGAAGCGUUAGCGUUUGUAAAAAGAGAAUCGACGUGCCACAUGGCUAUAGACCCCGCUCUCUUUCGUCCGCAACAAAAGAGACCGAUAUUUCAAUUCCGCUGCUAUUGGUCGACACUUUUGUCUUUUUCUCGUCUAGAGAUAAAUGUCGUGGUGCGCAUCUUAUGCCUACAGAUGUGAAUGCUCGCUUCUUAAUAAUGAAUAAUAUAAACAAAUUGUAUUCCUGUUCGAAUUUCGACAUCAUAAAUAGAUAGAUUAAAUAAUUGUAUCCUGUAUAGAGACAUCUGAAAUCAUCUGGUUGCUAAAGGGGUUCGCAUGAGCGGCAAAUUUCAAAAUGGCGUCUUGAUCUUUGAACCCCUAAACCUUCUGUGUUAAAACAAUAACUAAUAACAUACUCAUAACAAUUACCAUGCUGAUUUCCGUAAUCAGCAUGGUAAUUGUUAUCGCAAGAAAUCGCAGGCUAAUGAAAUUAAUUAGAAAUAGCAUUAUUACCAUCACUACAUACAAAAGCAAUGUGCACUACACACAACCAUAAAAGCACUGCUUACUCCCAUAUUUGAACACCAUAACUUGAAGAUCUAUCUAUAGUUUAUCAAGUAGAAAUAUGUUUUAAGUAGGGGCUUAGUAUUGGAUGUAUAACACAUAUAGUGCGACACGAAAAUAUUGAAAAUAAAUGAACGUUCUUAUGGUAACACUGUACUGUGACCAGAACUACCUUGAUACUUGAUGUAUGUUCAAAAUCUAGGUACCUAUUUUAAAGAAUGUCAGGUUGAAAUAUUACCUGAUAUUAUAAAUGGAAUUUAGAGAAAUUGCUUUUCAUUAUAUAAAAAAAGAAGACCGAUGUUUUCAACAUAUAUAUAAAUCAUAUAUUUUAAAUUAAAAAAAAAAUAGUGAUUGCAAAUUCCCACUAAAAUAAUGAUAUUUCUUGUAAUAUCCAGCUGUCUGAUUUAAAUUAUUUGUUUUAACUAUCAACAUUAAUUGGUUGCUCCAUGAAUACAGAUUUUGUGAUAAUGACAGUUAUUGUAGUGUUGCCAUAUUGCGACUCCAUUUGUCCCAUUUUUGACUUAUUGUUUUAAGUCGCACUGUAUGCGUGCAUUCAAGAAAUGCGACGUUCGACACUGUAGAUAUAUUAUAUUAAUGAAUAUUGAUUUUAAUUAAAUGAAAUAUACAAAAACGCAGAUGACGGAUUAUAUUUUAUUUACAAUAUCAAUAUUAAUUAUUAUUAUACAUGAUUUUUAGAUUUAUCACUUACAUUUUAAUAGUUUUCUUUUACGUAAUUCUUUAUGGACAACUACAUAAUCUGUUUCUGUAAUUUAUGACAGUUCACAAAGAAUCUUUUUUUUUUAAUUUAAGUUCAUUUAAAUGUAAAAAAAUGAUGUUAUUGUAACAGUUUUAUUUUGUUUAGCUAAAAACUUACUCCUAAACUUGGUGACUAGGAAUUCCGAAUGGCUUCCGAAAUUGUAACUGCCAUUAAGGCCAAGAAGUAAAUUUACAAAGUGCGAAAAUUAUUUAAAUACAAAAAAUUAUUAUUUUUAUACAUAAUGCUAUUAUAAUAUGUGUUAUGUUUCAAACUAAUGACUAAAAAUUAUGAUAUUGAAAGCACAAAUUUACUUCUUGGUAUCCUACUAUAAGGUAGGUAUUAUUUAUUAUAUUCUAAACACAUCUUGUUGGCCGUGUUAUAGGGACUUCUUCGGGUUACAUACCCUCAUUAAAUAAUACUGUAAUGUUGCCAUGCUACAACUUACGCAGUGUUACUAGUUGUACCAACUUAACCCUACUUGUGUUAAGGGACCCUACACACACAGACUUGAGUAGGGUAAAGUUUACAUUACAAGGCUCAAGUAAUAUUCGGCUCAGUAUAAUUUACUUAGGGUUAUUUUGUGUGUGUGCUGGCAACAUUCUUCUUUCUUACAUACAAUCUAGCUAACACUCGUUCAUUCACACACAAAAAUUGUUGUUAAAAGUUCUCUUUUACAAAGACCAAUAAGUUGUGCUUGGUAUAUAAAUGUUAUUUAAUUAUUUUUAUGAAAGUUGUUGUUGAUUAGUCCAAUUGCUAGUGUACAGCGGGGCCACGGACCGCCGGUGCGUCCGCUAGAGCAGUGGCCCCACUGUUUGUUCCUUUGAUAAUUGUAAUUUGAUUGAUAUUAUGAUAUCAAGUUUGGAGUAAGGUCAUUAUUAUUACGGUUGAUGAAAUGUUUUUCUUUUUAUUAAUAUUAUUGUAUAGUAUAGCACGCGUAUCACCAAAGCAUUCUUUUUCUUGGAGAAAAAUUUAACAAGUAUAAUACUUUCAGUUUGUUCAAAUUCUUGUUAAUUUAUCGAUUGCAAUAAAAGUACUUUUUGUUUUUAACCGACUUCCAAAAAGGAGGACAUUCUUCAUUCCGCUGUUUUUUUUUUUUCAAGAUUCAUUAUACAAAUAAAUCUUUAUAUUGUAUGGGACUGAAACUACUGAACCGAUUUGUAGAAAAUGUAUAUUUUUCAGAUGGUUUUAGUAAAUUUGAUGUUGCUUUGUUUGUCUGUAGAUAUAAUUAUUGUUAAUAUUUUUUUAUGUAUAGAAUUUAUAUUAUAAUUAAAUAUAAUUUUCAAUUUGAUUAUUUCAUAGUUUGUACAUACAAUUUUAAUUCUAAUUACAAUAUUUUUAUUAAAAUUAAAUCUGUACAUAGCUAUUUAUCAGAAAUAGAAUGUUUUGGUAGUACGGACGUUUUACUGGUACUUUUAGCUCAGGUGAUUGAAAUGACUUAGCACUACAUACAUCUCAUUGUAUAUUUUUAUAAAGAUCUCUUGUAAAUAUUAUUUUGACUUGUGUCUCUCGGCGGCCGGAUCUUUGUACAUUAACUAGGCUAGUGCACGGAAUUUUGAAAUAAUAUUUAUUACGAGAAAA